AUGGGGUCAGCUCUGGAAUCAGAGGCGGAGGCGUUGCGAUGGGCAAUCUAUACAAUGAAUGGGUUUGGGUAUAAAAAGGCGAUCUUCGAGACGGAUUCUCUUGUGCUGAAGAGUAUGAUCUACGAAGAGGAAGAGAUCUGGCCAAGAAUGCGACCUAUUAUCCAAGACAUCAAGGCCUCAUUGACAAGUCAAAGGGAGUAUGAAGUGGUUUACUAUCCAAGAAGUGGAAACAAAGUUGCUGAUAGAAUAGCGAAGGAGACUGCUACGUUUACGUCCAUUGUCCCUAAGUUGUAUUCUAUUAUGCCUGUAUGGUUGAGUUCAUGA
Brassica napus (rape) is the source of this 324-nucleotide messenger RNA. RefSeq lists its product as uncharacterized. Lineage: Eukaryota; Viridiplantae; Streptophyta; Magnoliopsida; Brassicales; Brassicaceae. The record is from RefSeq and is a predicted model, not a curated record. Gene Ontology annotation, molecular function: nucleic acid binding; RNA-DNA hybrid ribonuclease activity. The transcript has a single exon. The coding region runs from base 1 to 324 and encodes 107 amino acids.